This is a messenger RNA of Carassius gibelio (silver crucian carp), 5897 nucleotides long. RefSeq names its product autism susceptibility gene 2 protein homolog. The record is from RefSeq and is a predicted model, not a curated record. The transcript has 20 exons. NCBI's taxonomy places the organism in Eukaryota, Metazoa, Chordata, Actinopteri, Cypriniformes, Cyprinidae. Bases 985 to 4767 code for a protein of 1260 amino acids.
AAACGACAUGCCACCAAAAAAAUAAGUUCCUAGGAGUAAUAUAAUAAACCAGCUCACUUCCUCUGGCAAUUGCCGAAGUGGCGGAAGUACGUCAGUUUGUAAGACUCCGAGCGUUUACACUUCGCAGUGCGAUAUCUGACGAGCAAGAACAGAGGGAACAGGAGAUGUGAAUCAUCCGCUGUCUCUUUAAAGCCACCGAGCGAAGCUUCGCGUAUUCCGACAAACACACCGACGUUUCCCUUCAGCCGCGGCGCGCGGACAGCGUUCAGGAAUGGAGGCGUUCAACUUACUCUCCGCUGGAUAAAGAACUCUUUUCCUGGUUGGAUAUGGUUUGUUUUUGUCGGAUUGUGUGCUGAAGAAGGAUUUCUGGGGGAUAUUACAGUGUUCUCAGCUGGACGCGGACCGUGUCGUCUCGGAUGGUUCCGUGGCGUCUCUUCACAUUGAAACUUGCCGAUGCAUGAGUUCCUUUUCGUGGAUUCUUUGACAAACACGCGGAUGCUUAUUUUGUUAUUUCUGGCACAGCGGGUCAUGGAUCGGGUGGAAAUUAAAGCAGGGCCAGCAACGUGAAUCCAGCGUGCGGUCUGCAGCACACACACACACACACACUGAUGUUGUUGUAUUCUGUUGCAACAAAGUUGCCGUGCGCUUGGAAUCCACGCGACCGUAAUUAAACACCCAUUUCGCACCUGUUUAAAUAAAGCAAGGCGUUUCGGUCCUGUGACGCCGUGCUUUGGAUUACACACACACACACACACACACACACACACACACACACGGCUCAACCUGCAUGAUCACAUUUGUUUGUUUACCACGUUACGGAUCUUAACAUCCAAGGUCAUACUGUAAAUUGUUUACAGGCUCCAGUAUCUAUGGUUGCGUUUUAUUGAUCGUGUGGAAUCGAUUGGUUUAGACGUGAUCGAGUGUCAUUUAAAAAAAAAAAAAAAAUCCUGGGGGGCGGAGGGAGGACAUCGCACCGAUUUUAAAAUGGAAGGGAAAGUGAAGCAGAGUCGCAGAUCCCGUUCGCAGCGCGAGAGGGGACGGAAACGGGAGGCGCGCGCCGGGGAAGCCCAAAAUCGGAGCCCCUCGUCUGGUUCCGAACGGGAGCGAAGUCCCGGUAAAAACGCUCCGCCGCGCUCGACCUCCUCGAGCAAAACCCCGAGACCCCCCCGGAGGAAGAGACGCGAGUCUGGUUCUCAAGAGGAGGAUAUUAUUGAUGGAUUUGCUAUAGCCAGUUUCAUCAGUUUGGACCGUCUCGAGAACAAGAAUAUUUCGGUUAAAAUGGAAAAGAAGAAAUGGGAGGAGGUCGUAGUCAAACAGCAGGAGGAGGACGAGGAGAACGUGACCCCUGACAUAGACGAGAACGGUUUCGGCGGCAUGGGGCGAGAUCAGGAGCGGGUGAAAGAUCGUCUGCUGAAGAACACCUACUCCAAGAAGAGCAAACGAUCCUUGAGUCUUCUGAGCCAGGCUGGGAAGAAAACGGAGGAGACUGAGGUGAACACAGCCCCCAGGAGCAGCUCCAAAGAUCGGCUCAGUGAGAGCUCCACUCACUCUCUGUCAGGACGAGGGUACUCGUGUGACAGCGAGAGUGACAUCGAUGACAAGGCAUCUGAUGUAGGAUCAGAGAAGCUUUUCUCGCCUACUGCACCUAAAGUUACGCCAACGAAUGAGAAUCUCGGGUCCAAAACUUCCAGCUCGACCAAAGUGUCUGGCCUUCAGCGUAGCCAGGAACAGAGUAACGACGUUUCGUUUGUCCCGCCGAUCUCAAGUCCGACUCCAGCGUCGCCCCCUACGGGGUCCCCUGCCCCUGCUGCGGCGGCAGCCCCGGCGUCUAGACUGCACCCGCUCUCCUCGAACCCUCUCGCUAUCAAGAAGGAUUCUGUGUCGCCUAACCCCACCCCUUCGCUCCUGAGGAACCAAUCACAUUCAUUGGAGCACAGAAUCCCGCCCCCAUCUCACCGCAGCCAGCCAAUCAUCAGUCACCAUCAUCAUCCUUCACCGUACAGCAGUCUUUACGACAUCAGCAACAGCCCUUCCACGCUUCCUCCAAAACACCACCUGCCUCACUCCUCUCAUCACAUCAGCGGUCUCCCAUCUCCUGCUCCUCCUCUUCCUCUCUCCAUCACCGGUCUGCCGUCCUCCCACUACUCCCUUCACUCGCCCUCUCACCUCUCCAGCCAUCCGGCCAUGUUCGCCAACCCUGCUACACUGCCUCCUCCGCCCACCUUACCGACCAACAGCCUGGUGGUGCCAGGACACCCUGCCGGACCACCCUAUCCAGAUAUUUCAAGAGUGAGGCGAAAUGGGGCACACAUCAGAGAGCAUGAUCUUCUGCGGCAGGAGCUGAACAACCGCUUCCUGGUUCAGAGCUCGGAGCGAGGUCGGGGGCCGGCGCCGGGGGCCACAGGGUCGCCGUUGGGCCCUGUGUCGCUCCUCCGGGCCGAGUUUCACCAACAUCAGCAUAUGCACCAGCACCAACACACGCAUCAGCACACCUUCACGCCCUUCCCUGCCAGUCUGCCCCCGGCAGCCAUCAUUGGGCCGCCCACUGCACCUCCCAUGGUGCGUACCCCAGCCAGAAAUUUCGACAAGUACGCCCCAAAGCUGGACAAUCCUUUCUUGAGACAUUCAAAUUUCUUUCCCUCCUAUCCACCAACAAUGCCAGGCAUGCCUCCAUUGCUUCCACAUUCAGGGCCCUUCAGUUCACUGCAAGGAGCCUUCCAGCCUCAAAAGGCUCCAAACACUAUUGAUGUUGCAGCACGACCAGGAACGGUCUCGCACACUCUCCUUCAGAAGGACCCAAGGAUAACAGAUCCUUUUAGGACCUCAGUAAGAAAGCCAGGCAAAUGGUGUGCAGUGCAUGUUCAAAUCGCCUGGCAGAUCUACCAUCAUCAGCAGAAGAUGAAACAGAUGCACUUGGACCCACAUAAACUGGAUAUGAAUGGAAAACUUGAUCUGUUCAGCCGUCCUCCAGCUCCAGGUGUGUUCCCUGGGUUCCCCUACCCUCAUGAUCUGGCCAGACCCCUCUUUUCAUCAACAGGAUCGGGACAUCCAGCUGCUUCACCCUAUGGACCGUCUCCUCACCACGCUGGCUUCCUGCCUCCUAGCCAUUUGGCAGGUAAGUAUCCAUUCAGUCGCUCCAGUACCUUUGGCGGCCUCAGCAACCUUUCAAGCAGUGCCUUCGGUGGAUUAGGCAACCCAGCCCUCGGGGCCAACAGUAUAUUUGGACCCAAAGAGGGUCCAGGGCUGCCUGGUCUCAGUAGUCCUCAUCAUGACACCUGGAAUCGGCUGCACCGAACACCACCCUCUUUCCCGACCCCUCCACAGUGGCCCAAAUCCGCAGAUGCAGAAAGAAGCAGCUCUGCAAACAGCCAUGACAGAGAGAGAGAGCGGGAGCGGGAGAAAGAAAAGGAACGGGAAAGAGAAAAAAGGGACUCUUCUAUUGGGAAGGAAGAGAAGGAUAAAGACAGAGAUUCUUUAGAUCGUAAUCGUCAUUCGAACCGCUCUUCUCCAGCUUCCGCUCCCGUUAGCUACCAGAUCAGCAGCCUGAUCCGCUCCAACAGCCAGAACUCGACCGACUCUGGCAGACACCGCAGCAGUAGUGCCGACCGCAACCGUGAGCCUGAGAAAGAGUUGCUGGACCGCCAGCGAGAGGCAGGCAUUUUGGGAGACACAAAGGUGAAGGAAAGUCAUUCUCCAGGAAAGGAAAUCACAGAUAGACGUUCCUCCGAUGACUCUCUUAAAUCCGUUCACCGAUCACCCUCUCCAUACUCGAAAAAUGUCCUUAACGAUGCAGGAAUCAAGAUGGGUAUCCCACAACCACUACCGAUGAAAGAAAGUGAAAGGGAUAGGAAGGAGACCAGCUCAGGUGAUCUGCUACAGAAGGUGAAGAAUGACAUGAAGAUCAAGGAGGAACGCAAGGAAGAGCCAGACGUGGUGGUGAUUGGAUCCGAAGCUGCCACCAAACCUCAAGUCGCUCCUCCGCCUCACCAAACCACACCAAUUGCUCACCACCAUGCGCUAUCCCAUCAGCCUCCUCCGCCAUCUCCUCGCUGUAGUGACCCUCCAACACCGUCCUCACUUCACGGAGUCCCCAUGCCACAUUCGUUGCCGCUCACUCUGAGUGCCAUGCAUCAAAUGGGAAGUCUGAAUGCACUUGAACGCACCCGCAUGGCACCUUUUAUGGGAGUCAGCCCUCUCGCAGCAGGUCGAGACCGCCUUCCCCAUCCGGCGUUUUGCUGGGAUCCCCUACGAGAGGCUUACCGAAACCUUGACCUUCAACGGCGCAUGGACUUCCAAUUGCGAUCUGAGCCCGGACACCGCUUCCCUGGUGUCUACGAUCCAGAACGGCCCUAUCGGGAACGGGAGCCACAUGACUACUCUCACCACGAACACCUCCUGGAAGUUCGGCGGGAACAGGAGAGACUUAGGCAACAGGCUGAGGAAAGGGAACGGUUGCAUUUAAGGGAGGAACUGGAUCGUGCAAGGCUCCACCAGCUUCACCAAUCACCAAUCGAAGGACACUUACCCCACAUGCCACCAUUUAUGUCACACCUUGGUGGGAUGCCGUACCCAAGGCUUAGCCCUUCAACAGGACAUAACGGACUUUUUAACAGGACACCCCCAACUGCAGCACUAAGUGCCCCUCCUCCUCUGGUACCCUCUGGUGCUGCCAGAGCAGCGUCGCCAAGACGGACAACGCCAAUCACCACCCAGGACCCUCGCGAUUACUCACCGUCACGCAACCCCAAAGAAGUGGAGGCACGGUAACAUACAGAAAGGAAAAUGCCUCAUUUGAGUUGGACACUGGCAACAUGCACUUAUUUUCACACAAAGCAGAGUAAAUGAUAAAUAGAUAGGUGUAAUUUGUACAAAUGUUUGUACAUUGGAACAAGCACAUCAACCGUUUUUUUUAAUUGAUUGGAGUUGGGGAAAAGAGUUGGUAGCUCCAACUUGUGGUAGCGUAAGACGUAAACGUGAACUCUCAACCAGAAAUUUGAUAUUAAUAUAUGAAUCCGAUGCCUUUUCAGUUUUUCAUGUGAAAAGACAUUCUGAAAUUUGUUUGUACAUUUCCUAUCCCUCAUGUAUAGACUUUUUUAUGUAUUUGCAUUAAGUUUCAUCCGUUCCCUGCCCUGUAUUUAUCCUAGUGAGCUGCUGGAUAUGGAUGUCUACAUAUUUGGUAAGAUCUCAUCUGAUUUGCUCUAUGGUACCUGGAAAUAUUCAGCAGUGGCCAUGUACAAGGUUUCAUUUUGGAGGGGUUUUUGUUUGUUUGCUUGAUUUUCUUUUUGAGAUAUGCAGACAAAUAUGUAUUACGAUGUUCUUGUUUGGUUUAUGUAAAGUUUAAAGAUAUUGUAAAUAUCUUGUUGAUAUUACUUGGAACGAAAUGGCAUCGUACAUUUGUUAGGCUUUUUAAAUGUUUCUAAAAAACAAUGAAAUGAAACGGAACCACUUCCAGGUUGAAAACCGUGGCGACGGAAUUGUCCAAUCAGAGAAGAGGACUCGAAUGGGGGUGCUGUCAUGGCGGUGCAAUCUAUGCAAAGAUGAUUCAGAGCGUUCUGAUUGGACGUUUAUCAAAUGGAGUUCUAAAGUGGGAUCCUGGAUAACUGUUAUUCAUUUGUCUAAUGAAGAGCCAAUGAAACAAACAGCUAUAAACUUCCGGGUCAUAAAGGAACUGAUUUAGCAGUGAACACUUCUCCAGCCACAAAACCUGGACAUCUGAGAAACAUAUUGGAAUGAUUGGGGUGGCAAUAGACUCUUUCUGUCGACCUUGUGGUGUUGUGCAGUUGUUUUUCUUAGACUCUUGUAUACAAAACAAGUAGAGCUUUAGGCGUGAAAAAAAAUGAAAAUGAACAUUCAUGGUUUAAAAAUGUAUGGAAUAAAGGUUGGACCUUAUAUCUGCA